CAGCUAGUGCUAGAGGAACCAUUAACCAAGAAGAAGAAAAGAGACAAAAAUUCAUAGAAUUUUAGCUUUUGUCACAUCGAUCGAUUUUUUAUUUCUUCAUAAAAAUGUCACUUAACAUACGUGGGGAUUACAAUGGAAAAGAAGACGAAGAAAUAGAUUCGCAAACGAGUCAAUGGUACGGAGUACGAGAAGCUACAUUGUUUCUCGUCGAUUGUACAGAGAAAAUGUUUAUGCUUUCAUCGGAUAUUGGCGACAAAAAUAUCACUUACAUUGAAAAGUUUUUUAAGCUAUACAAACAAAUUCUUCGGCAAAAGCUAGCAUGGAGUAUGCAAGAUUGGAUGGGCAUGGUACUAUUUGGUACUGAAAAGAGUGACACAAAUUUACCAUGGACAAAUAUUCAGACUCUGCAAGAACUCAGAGUUGUUACUUUGGAUGAUUUACAACAGAUCAGAAAACUAACUAAAAGCAAGAUGAAGGGUUACGAGAGUAUGAAAUUAAAAAAUGAUGUUCUUCUUCUUGAUGCGUUGACAUAUAUUACAGAUAUCUUCUUGAAAAUAAAAACAGUCCUCACUAAACGUAGGAUAGUUUUGAUUACUUGUUAUGACCCUGACUAUCCGGACGACGAAAAACAUCGCAUCAGAGCAAAAGCAAAGUCUUUGAAGGAGUUGGGCAUUAAUCUGCAUGUGAUUGAUAUGAGAAAUAAUUGGCCACUCAAUGAUUUCUAUAAAGAUUUAGAAAUGCUGUCAAGUAAGAUAGAUACAGGUAUUUACAGAAGAACAUCGCUUGUGGAUUUGGUACAACAGAUUAAAGCGCCGUCCAAAAAUAUCGCACGUAUAUCCUUCCAGAUAUCUGAUGGUGUGGAAAUUGAUAUAGUGGUGCGUACUCUGGGCAGAAAACGUCGCUGCUUGCAAACGAAGCCACUAAGUAAAGCGACCAAUCAAGUUUUGUCGAGAUCAACCUAUUUCAAGGGUAUCAAUUUUCUCAAUAACGAGUACAAUGAGGAAAACGAUGAUGAAUCUGAGGAAUCUGAAUUACCUUAUAUGAUACCAGACGAAGUUAACUUGGAAACUAAGGACUUAAUCGGUAACAAGAAGCUGCGUUUCACGCAAAAGGAGCUUUUGCGGAUAAAGCAUUUAUAUCCACCAGCUAUCAAGAUAAUCGGUGUAAGACCUAUGCCUAGUGACUUUUUCAGAUACCAUGUUAAACGGAAGUAUUUUGUUAGAGCGGAUUAUGGUAGCACUCGUAAAGACAAUCUAUUGUUCUUCAGCGCUUUAUUAAAUAAAUGCGGGGCUAAAAAUAAAAUGAUAGUGUGCGCGUUCACAAUGCGGAUGAAUACACAAACUAAUCUUUGCUACAUGAUUCCAAAUACUGAAUUAGGCGGCUUUUAUCUAUCGAAAGUCGCAUUUCAAGGGAACAUAGGAGACAAGAGCGAAGCGUUGCUACAUUAUGACAUGCAGAAGUCUGUAACUGACGAGGAAGUUUUGCUGUGGAAAGAAACAAUCGACAGACUUAAUAUGGACUACCAUCCAUAUAAUUACAGAUCUUACAAAUUGGAGUGUCAGAUACAAAUGGUGGAGAAGUUAGCUCUGGAUAAAGAACCUGGCCCUCCACCGAUUGAUUCCAUCGAGAAAUCAUAUUUAAUGGCCAAAAAGAAAGUAAGUGAUUUAAUACCUGAAUUUUAUAAUAUGUAUCCUGAUAUGAUCAAUGUUGGUCCAACAAAAGCAAAAAGGGCUAGAAAAAAUUAGGAACAUAAUUAUUAAAAUGUGUGUGAUUAUGUAUGUGGAACAUUAUA
This is a messenger RNA of Cyphomyrmex costatus, 1792 nucleotides long. Its product is annotated as ATP-dependent DNA helicase 2 subunit 1. The record is from RefSeq and is a predicted model, not a curated record. Gene Ontology annotation, biological process: double-strand break repair via nonhomologous end joining; telomere maintenance. Gene Ontology annotation, cellular component: Ku70:Ku80 complex; nucleus. The coding region runs from base 105 to 1745 and encodes 546 amino acids. Gene Ontology annotation, molecular function: double-stranded DNA binding; damaged DNA binding; telomeric repeat DNA binding. NCBI's taxonomy places the organism in Eukaryota, Metazoa, Arthropoda, Insecta, Hymenoptera, Formicidae. The transcript is spliced from 9 exons.